Molecule: messenger RNA, 1338 nt
Organism: Bactrocera dorsalis (oriental fruit fly)
Lineage: Eukaryota; Metazoa; Arthropoda; Insecta; Diptera; Tephritidae
Product: trypsin-3-like
Exons: 1
Coding region: 7-915 (302 amino acids)
Biological process (GO): proteolysis
Molecular function (GO): serine-type endopeptidase activity
Source: RefSeq, a predicted model, not a curated record
CGGUGUAUGAAGCAGUUACAAAGCAUUUAUUUUAGCCGACAAAUGUCUCGCCGUACAUUUUCGAUUGCUGCGCUCACGGUCUCAUUAACCCUUAGCGGUGCAUACGAGCCAGAUAGCACACGAUUAAAAGUUAACGAAAAAUUGGAACCACGCAUUAUUAACGGUCAAGUGGUGACCAUCGAGCAAUAUCCCUAUCUAGUCGCAGUGCAAAUAUGGGGAAGCUUUCAGUGUGGCGGCAGUAUUAUAAGCCGGAGAGUUGUCCUGACCGCAGCGCAUUGCUUGGAACGCGAAAAACAACCACGCAAAUAUAGCAUAAUAUAUGGUGAAACUGAUAUACAGGGUGCAACGAGUAAUGUUAUACAAGUGGAAAGCUUUAAGAUGCAUCCGGAUUAUAGUAACAUCAAUAUGGAUUACGAUGUUGGCUUACUUUUCCUUGUCGAAAGCAUACCGUUCAGCAAAAGUGCGCAAUGUAUCAAAUUGGCUGUGAAUAGGCCGUGGCUCGGUAGUCGAGCCAGUAUGGUGGGUUGGGGCGAAACACAGGCGAGCGAUCGCGGUCGUUUGCAUGCUGUUUACGUGUAUACUAUAAUGCAACUGCGCUGCUGGUUGUUAUACAAAAACAAGUGGAGAAUAACACCACGUAUGCUGUGCGCUGGCGUGCCACAGGGUGGUAAGGACGCAUGCCAGGGCGACUCUGGUGGGCCGUUGGUGGUCGGAGACGAACAAGUGGGUAUAUGCUCGAAUGGUUUUGGGUGUGGCCUUAGGAAGUACCCUGGCGUCUAUAGUAAUGUUGCUGUUUUACGCGACUGGAUCCAAAGCCAUGUGAAUACAAGCUGCAGCGAUACGAAGGCGAUUUCGGCGUCCAAAGGAAGAACGAAACUUAAACUAUUUGGAAGCAUGAACAGAAGAGAAAGCUGAAACGAUUUUGAAAUUAAAAGCAUAUAAUAAUCUUAAUUUUUCUUUAUGUGGGAAGAUUACUGUGCACGAUAACAGCGCUGAUCACGUAAAAAUAUCGAUAUUUAGCGUAUAUCGAAUGAAAAAUAUUAAUAUCGAUUUUUUUAUCGAAAGUAGGAGAAUCUGUAUCUGUAUUCCUGAAAAAUCAAUAUCUCCAAUUAUCUUUGGUAACAUAAAUUGGCGAUUGAAAAUAUAUAAAGUUAUCGACUUUUUAUCGAUAUUAAGAGAAAAAUCUAUAUCUCGAUAAAAUUAUUAUUUCUGAUAGGUUUUGAUAUUAAGUGAAAUUUCCGAUAUUUAUCGUGUAUCGAAUGAAAAAUAUUAAAAUAUCGAUUUUUUAUCGAAAGUAGGAGAAGCUGUAUCUGUAUUCCUGAAAAAUUUUUAUCUCCA